Messenger RNA from Pochonia chlamydosporia 170, 3123 nucleotides. RefSeq names its product importin 11. Lineage: Eukaryota; Fungi; Ascomycota; Sordariomycetes; Hypocreales; Clavicipitaceae. Gene Ontology annotation, cellular component: cytosol; nuclear envelope. The transcript has 2 exons. Gene Ontology annotation, biological process: protein import into nucleus. Bases 1 to 3123 code for a protein of 1040 amino acids. Gene Ontology annotation, molecular function: small GTPase binding. The record is from RefSeq and is a predicted model, not a curated record.
AUGAGCUUUGCAAUCGAGGUUCCUGGCGAGGCGAAUCCUCUAUCAUUCGAAACACUCUGUCGCGCGUUACAGUCCGCCACAUCAAACGACUUUGCGCAAAGACAAGCAGGUGGACAGCAGCUUGCCUCUUGGGAGCACACACCAGGCUACUACUCGUCCUUGCAAGGUGUCUUCCUCGACAAAUCUAUUCCGACCGAUGUCCGAUUUCUUGCCGUCAUUCAGCUCAAAAAUGGCAUCGAUAAGUACUGGAGGCUUUAUGCCCAAGUGAAGAACGGAAUAAAACCAGACGAGAAGACCUUGAUCCGCUCUCGACUCUUUCAAGGGACCAUAGACGAAGACGAACGACACCUAGCGCUGCAUAAUUCUCUUGUUGUGGCUAAAGUCGUGAGAAUCGACUACCCAGCAGACUGGCCCGAUGCUCUUUCCAGCCUAAUUGCGUUGCUGCGUUCUGGUAAGGACGGAAAUCAGCAGCACCUCCAUGGAACUCUUCAGAUUCUGCUUGGAGUGGUAAAGGAGUUGGGAACUGCGCGGUUAAGAAAAUCGCAAACGGCUUUGCAGUCCGUCACACCUGAGAUGGUUUAUGUUUUGAAUGAGAUAUACACGGAGAAGACGGCCCUCUGGUUGGCAUUCUUGACUGGCAGCCAAGGAUCAGAAAACGGCGCCAAUAUCGCCAUGCACAACAGUCUUUUGGCGUUAAAGAUCUUGAGAAGACUAAUAACCCUUGGAUAUGAGCGACCCCAUACCGACAAAUCGGUGGAACAAUUUUGGACGGUUUCGCAAAACCAGUUUGGCCAGUUACUUGGCUUUGUGGGCCAGGAAUCGAACAUACCCUCAACAUAUCAAGACCUCGUUGGCAAGCACCUUCUUCAGUUUACAAAAUUGCAUAUAGACAUGGCCGAGCAACACGCAGCGAGCUUCUCUAUUUUACCCAACUCUCUUCCUCUAGUUCAUGCAUAUUGGGACCUGGUGUCAAAGUUUGCUGAAGUGUUUGAUACCUCGGGUGGUAUUCGUCAAGGGUCUGGUGAUGCUGGUUCAUCCAAGGCCAAGGUUGAAGGUCCUUUGCAAGAGCGGCUAGCACUUAAGGGCUUGCUACUACUCCGUGCUUGCGUGAGGAUCGCGUUUCAACCUGUGCAGACGUUCAAAUACCGGACGCCUGAGACCAAGGCGGAGCAGGAACAGGCUAGAAAUAUUAUCAAAACAGAACUUCUCAAAGACGAUCUCGUCAUCCAGAUUGUCAACUCGAUCAUCACACAUUUAUUUGUCUUCAGACGCUCGGAUCUUGAAGCUUGGGAGGAGGACCCUGAAGAGUGGGAACAACAAGAGCAGAGCGAGGGCAAUGCCUUUGAAUGGGAAGUUCGGCCCUGCGCAGAGAAACUAUUCCUGGAUUUGCUCACAAACUUCAAGCAACUCAUCAUACCGCCACUCCUUUCAUACUUCCAGUCUGCACAAUCUCCGCAGUCCGAUAUUGCCACAAAAGAAGCAGUCUACACAGCAAUGGGACUUUCAGCCGCCCACGUCGUCAAUGUGUUUGAUUUUGAUGCCGUCCUAUCAUCAACGAUUGUGAACGACGCUCAGCAACAAGGCGAACUGCACAAGGUGUUGCGGCGGCGGAUAGCCAUACUGAUAAGCCAAUGGGCACCUGUCAAGCUGGCGGAUACCAGUCGACCCUUAGUGUAUCAAGUCUUUCAACAUUUCUUGAACCCCAAUGACGAGACAAACGACUUGGUUGUGCGAAUCACCGCAGCAAGACAGCUGCGAUGGAUCGCAGACGAGCUCGACUUUAGCGUGGAGGCAUUCUUGCCCUACACUGCCGAUGUUCUCUCCCAGCUUAUCCAGCUUGUCCAGAAUGUUGACGUUGAUGAGACCAAGUUGGCCAUUCUAGAGUCAGUUAGAAUCCUGGUUACGCGAAUGGAAGACCAAGUGUCACAAUUUGGGGACCAACUAAUGUCUGCACUUCCCACUGUUUGGCAGAACUCUGGAACAGAGGAAUACAUGAUCAAACAAGCAGUCAUUGCCAUUUUUGCAGCUCUGGUAAUGAGCAUGGGCGAGACAUCACAGCGAUAUCAGAACUUCAUGAUUCCUCUCCUAUCGGAGGCGGCUCGUCCAGGCUCUGAUCUCCAUGUGCAUCUUAUCGACGAGUCACUCGAGCUGUGGAACGCAAUUCUUAUGCAAAGCAAAGCUCCUCUGGCGCCAGAAGUCAUCAAUCUUGCAGAAAUGGCUUUACCGCUGCUGGAGUACCAGUCAGAUACGGCAUCACAAGCCCUUGUUGCGAUAGAGUCAUACGUUUUAAUAGCGCCGUCGGCAAUGUUGGAGGACAAACUUCGCCGUCCGACUCUGGCAGCCCUCUCGGGGGCGCUUGAUGCGAAGAGCCGUGAACAAGUGCGCCUUGCAACAGUCUGUAUAGAAUACCUCAUCCGCGCAGCUACUGAGCUUGGUGGCUCAAAUGGCAUUUCAGUCAUCGUCCAAGACAUGCUUGAAACAGGGUUCAUGAACAAGAUCAUGACCAACCUCCAUGAUGCGUGGGAGGCACACCAGACGACCGGUCCUAACAGGAAGAUUUCGAAGCUGAACACCGUCACAGAAGGAGACUAUCUUGCCAUAUUGGCUCGCAUUGCCCUCGCAGAACCCCAUCUCUUUGUGCAAAUGCUCAAGACAUUUGGUGCGGUAGAUCAGGUGUGGUCCUGGCUGUCUGCAGAAUGGUUCUCGCACCUCUCUAGCAUGGACCACCAGGAACGCCAAAAGCUGUACCUGCUCGGUCUUACAAGGCUUCUCGAACUCCCUUCUCCCAUGCAGGAACUUGCACUAGUCAAACUACAAGACUACUUCGACAUGUGGACAAACGUCAUCAUUGAAGUGCAGGAAGGCGAGUUGAGUGGUCCUGAUACCCUUGUAUGGGGCGAGUUGGAGCCCACGGAAUAUGAUACCCCCAAGAUGAUUACGGAGCAACAAACCAUGGCUAAGGAUCCAGUUCAUUCUGUGCCGGCAUUUGCAUUUGUGAGUGCCAGGUUGCAGGAUUUGGUGGGCCGUGUUGGCGGCGAGGCUGCAUUUGAAGAGCAGUGGGCUGUGAAUGUGGAUAAGGAUGUUCUUGGAAGGUUUAGGGAAUUGGCAAACGCUGCGAGAUAG